CGGCGGGGCGGCCCGGGAUGGUCCGCGAGGUGCGCGCGAGCAGACGGGCGAGCGGGUGGCGCGGGCGCUCGGCUCCCGGUCCGCCGUCAGGGUGGGCUCCUGCGGUCCCCGGGGAGGGCGCUCCUGCCAGGGGUGACCACCACCUGGGCAUGGGACACUGGCCCCUUCCCCACUUCCUCUGAGUGAGCCAGCGGCUGGGGCUACUGGGGGGAUGCCUGUCCAUCACCGGAAGUCAGACUCUUGGGAGAUGGACCCUGAUUCACUGCCCGGCUGCAGGCUCGGCGACCUGAGCAGAGGGAGCAGCUUGGAGAGCCGGACCAGCAGCUCCCGUUCCAGAAGCCUCACUCUGGAUGAUGAGAGCCUGAGGUACCUCACACACGAGGAAAAGGACGUCCUCCUGUUUUUUGAAGAGACAAUUGAUUCCCUGGAAGAUGACUUUGAGGAGCAGGUCCUGUGUGCCGGUGACGCCCAGUGGCGCUCUCUGAGGCCUCUGGGAGAGAGCACUUCCGCUCCCUCACAGCCAGAGGAUGUCGUGGACUUGGUGCAGCCGGGCCCUGGAGCCGGGGAGCCUGAGAGCCUUGAGGAGGUGAAGGAGACCACAGGGGCUGUCCCUUUUGGAAAGGAAGACGCCCCUGACCUUGAACCCAAGAAAGAGGAUGCAGAGAUGUCUCCCCCAUCAGACCCCCCAGGGCCUGAGGCCCUGCCAUCUUCUCCACCUGCCUCACCUGCAGCAGCUCUGGCCCACCCCAGGAGAGAGCCCCCCACUCCUCCCGCAGAGCACCCCAAACUGACCCGCUCGGUCCCCACUCCGCUGGUCAUCGCCCAGAAGAUAUCUGAGAAGCUGGCAGGGAAUGAAGGGCUUUCGCCCACAUCUCCGUCCAAAGAGGGCAGGCCUGCAGAAUGGAGGACGCUGGCUUCUCUGGCCCCUCGACACGGAGACCACUCACCGUGGCACCGACACGCGGCCCAACCAGUGCCCAAGAUCCACCGCUUCCCGAGCAACAUCAGCGUGACCAACAGCGCGGGGAAGGACUUCAAUAAGACCAUCUCCAAGGCCGCAGUCAACGUGCAGGAGCGCAAAGCCCAGGUCCUGGCCAACAUCAACGGCGUCUCCUUCCUCUCCUUGGGGGAGACGGAGGACCGGGCCCAGAGAGGCGAGCCCACCGAGCAGAGAAGCAUCUCUCCCGAGCAGAGCCAGCCAGGCCUGGCCCAGGAGGCUGUCCCCACGCGAGAAGGGGCCCGCGGCGCCCAGCAGUCCAGAGGCGUGCAGACAGAACAGCCCCUGCCGCUGGCCAACGGCUUCCAGAGCAUCCACGACGUCCUCAGGAGCCAGGCCGGGCCCUUCGUCUCCACCGGGAAGACGGUGACCUUCCGUCCGGACCCGGCCCUCCCCAGCAGACUUGCACCCCAGCAGCCGGACUGCGGCCAGGCGGCCAGGAAGCGGUCAGGCUCGCUCCCCAGGGCUGUAGGGUUCAGACCCCAAGGCAUCACUGUCCAGUUCUCGGGCAGGGGCUCCACGGAGGAGGCCCGCCGGGAGGCCCUGCGGAAGCUCGGCCUCCUGAAGGAGAACUUAUGAUGGAGCGCGAGCGGGCGCCGCGGAAGGCAGGGUGGUCUGUUGCGCAGAGCCAAAACGAUGUGCACAUGCGCGCAGCGCAGCUGCAAAGCCCCAACUGGGUCCCCGGUUGACGACUAGAGAUGAAGGCCUGGGAGUCAGUAGACGAGCUGACCCCCUCCAUUCUGCAUCCGAGCUGGGACAUCCUUCCACGUGAGAGGGCCCGCACCACAUCUUGUCUUCCCUUUUCCAGGAGCUCAGAGAAUAACCUUGAAAACCUAUAGGUUUCUAUGAUUUGUAAAUGCCGUAUGUUUUUUGGAUCUAGGAGGAAGGGGAUUUGGGUCUGUUUUUUUUUUUUUUGCUGUUGUUGAGACUCUGAUCUAACCUUUAAUCCUCGAAUGCAUGAGAGGAAAGCCAGUGUAGAUCUUAUACUCGUUUCCCUAAGAAAGGGAACUUCCCCUUCUUUUCAAGAAAAUAAAGAAGUGCUUGUUCAAUUUUCAUAGUGUCUUAAAGUACUGUUUUGGUCUUUUGUUAGUUUUUAAAGGUGAAAGUAUGUUAGCCUGAGAUAUGCCUUUGUUUCUUGAUAAAAUUUGGUUUGCCCUGGUUUUUUUCUUUUAGUUGAAAAUUAAAGCCUUUAGAGUAUGAUUUGCUGUAAUGUUGAGUUAUGAGAAUGGAAUGUAAGGGUUCAGUUUGGAAAAGGGGGUAAUUUUAAGAAAGUCUUAUCAAAGUACAGAGCCUUUGUUACUGGGAGAUAUGUGUAUGAUCAUGUAUUAUGUAUAUACAUGUAUAUAAUGUAUGUUUAUAGGGACAUAUAUACAGAUAUCAGAGAAGGUGAUGGCACCCCACUCCAGUACUCUUGCCUGGAAAACCCCAUGGACAGAGGAGCCUGG
Molecule: messenger RNA, 2442 nt
Organism: Capra hircus (goat)
Lineage: Eukaryota; Metazoa; Chordata; Mammalia; Artiodactyla; Bovidae
Gene: PROSER2
Product: proline and serine rich 2
Exons: 4
Coding region: 212-1576 (454 amino acids)
Source: RefSeq, a predicted model, not a curated record